Zasmidium cellare ATCC 36951 is the source of this 2079-nucleotide messenger RNA. RefSeq lists its product as uncharacterized. NCBI's taxonomy places the organism in Eukaryota, Fungi, Ascomycota, Dothideomycetes, Mycosphaerellales, Mycosphaerellaceae. Bases 1 to 2079 code for a protein of 692 amino acids. The transcript is spliced from 2 exons. The record is from RefSeq and is a predicted model, not a curated record.
AUGUCUCGCCAUCCUAGAGAUUACCCGGUCGCCGACCGCUACGAAGAUCGAGAAAGCGAUUUCUACCGACGCCCACGGCGGGACCGAGAUUACGAUGACCUCGAGGUCGACAUGUCCCGCACGGAAUACCAAGAACGACCCCGCCGAGCAGAGACCGUCGUCAAGGAGAGAGAUACGGUAGUCAGCGACCGCCGGACGGAUAGAGGUCCCCGUCUGCCGGACGUCUUGCGCGAGGACUACGACAAGCAAUCCAACGCAGGUCAGCUGGUUGUGAGGGAGGAUCGGGAAGAGGAUGUCUACAGCCGGGCUCCCAGGCGGCGACGAAGUGGCGAGACGGUGAGAUCUCGCGCGCCGACCGAGAGAGUUGAGAAGGAGGAGAUUGUGUUCAAGGAGUCUGAGCGAGAACGAGGCCCGCCAUACCCUCGCAGUGGACGGAGCGAGGUGGAAUUUCGAGGUCGCGAGGACGAUGAGAUUAUCUACAGAGAGCGCACUCGCUCCAGACCGCCUCCACGUGAGCGUGAGGAAGAGAAGAUUGAUAUCAACAUCAGACGGGAAGAGAGUCGACCACCUCCCCCGCGAGAUAUUCCUGUUGAAGAGAUUCGAUUUAGACGUGGUGGAGGGGAGCGACCAGCCCCGCCGCGAACGACUGUCGACAAGACUGAGAUUGAUAUACGCGAGAGCAGUGCUCCACCACCGCGUACACGAACAGUGGUCGAUCGAGAAGAGAUUGAUAUCCGAGAAAGACGCUCGCCAGCUCCACCACGAUCUGUAGUCGACAAGGAGGAGAUCGAGAUUCGUGAUAGUCGGCGUGGUCCACGAGGUCGCGAGGUCUUCAAGGAGGAGAUUGAUAUUCGCGAGCGCAGCCGUCACCGUUCCGCCAGUCGGCCGAAUCUGGUCGCUCGCAAGGAAGAGGAAUGGAUUGUUCGACGACCACGAACACCUCCCCCGCAGGACUACGAAAAAGAAGAAAUUAUCAUCCGGCGCAAAGAGAAGAGUGUCUCACCUGAGCCAGAACCACCACGCGAGCCAACACCCGAACCUCCACCUCCCCCGCCACCUGAGCCAAUCUACCGCCCACCAAUCAUUCAGGAAGUCAUCACUCAUCAUCGUCACAUCGAUCACGGGGUUGAGCGUGCUCGAUCACCUACACCGCCUCCACCACCUCCCAGUCCACCACAAGUAAAGGAUGAUAGUCUGGAAAUUGAGAUCAAACGCAAAGGCACCCGUAACGGCAAAGCCUAUGAAGAAGACAUCACUUUUGAGCGAGAGACGAAAGAACGUGAAGAGCCAAGCCGCGAACUUCAACGUUGGGAAGACCGUCGUGAAAGGUCUGUGAGUGUCGCCAGACGCAGGUCGCCAUCUCCUCACCGCCGACGAUACGACGACGAAAUGUUGGCAGAGGCAGACUACUACAACCGCAAGAUCGCCUCGCGAGCCUAUCCGGGCGAGGCGUGGAAUGGAGCGACAAAGGAUUGGGGGCUUGUCGACAUCCCACCAGGCACAGAGCGUGUCCGCAUGGAUGGUAUUGGUGGUGGGGCUCAAGAAGUGUCGUGGGAUCGCUACAGUGGGCAGCGGCGCGGCAAGUUCAUUUCUGGAGACCGCAUCUACGAGGCAGAUUACGGCAAUGGCUACCACUCACCGCCACCUCUUCCACCAGCACGCCCUCCUCCACGUGAGGUUCGUGAAGAGAAAGAAGAGAUCAAAAUCACCCAUACUCGAACCAACGAAGACAAGCCCAAGAAGCGAGACAAGAUGUGGACCGAGGUCACAAAGGAUCUUGUAAUCAAAGAGGCCAUCGACGAGCAGGGCUACGAUUAUGAGGAAACGGACGAUCACUUCUAUAUCAUCGAGUACUUGAAAUACGAGGACGUUGUGCGUCUUGUCGAGAUUACGGAAGACAUCAAACGUGAACGCCGCGACCGCAUUCGGGAGAUUCAGUGGGAGCGAGAGGAACGUGAACGCGCACCAAAGCUGCUCCCACCACCCCCACCGGUACCAGCUCCUCCAAGGUCCAAGUACGACGAGCGAAUCUACGAGCGUGAGUACAUCUACGACCGAGACGGCCGACGAUGGCGUUAG